Exophiala viscosa is the source of this 1725-nucleotide messenger RNA. RefSeq names its product major facilitator superfamily domain-containing protein. Bases 1 to 1725 code for a protein of 574 amino acids. The transcript is spliced from 7 exons. Gene Ontology annotation, molecular function: transmembrane transporter activity. The record is from RefSeq and is a predicted model, not a curated record. Gene Ontology annotation, biological process: transmembrane transport. Gene Ontology annotation, cellular component: plasma membrane. NCBI's taxonomy places the organism in Eukaryota, Fungi, Ascomycota, Eurotiomycetes, Chaetothyriales, Herpotrichiellaceae.
AUGGCCCAAGAUACCCCCGUACCUGCCUCAGAGCAGCCUCGAGCAUCUAAAGAAUCAGGUACCGAGCAUUUUGAACUUAAGGAGAAGGAUGCUGCGGACAACGUCCAUGUCCACAACGAAUUCGCCUACAAGGGCGACGACUCGGAUGGCAAAGUUUACUGGACUGUCCGUCAUUCCGUGGCCGCCGUCUCGUUGGCCAUGUUAUACGCAGGCUCGCAGAUUAUGCUUUACUUCGUGGGAGGGUGCCUGUCUUUUAUGGAAGCCGAUUUGGGUGCCGCGAAAGUGGGAAGCUGGCUCCCCGUGUCGAACACCUUGGCGAUCACCGCGGUUUCACCCUUUGUUGGUUAUUUGCAGGAUCUGCUUGGUCGCCGCGAAAUCACCCUGGCCGGCUCGAUUGUGAUCAUGGUUGGCAUUGCUUUGAUCGGGAGUGCGCAUUCUUUCGGACAGGCCGUGACUGGCAUGACUCUUGCUGGUGCAGGUGCAGGCAUCUGCGAGUUGACCGCUCUAGCUGGGUUGUCGGAUAUUGUGCCUGUGCGACAACGUGGAAUCGCAUUAGCUCUCAUGACUGCAUCCCUCCUGCCCUUCACCCCUUAUGUGAUCCAGCUCCUUGCGACAUAUGUGACAUGGCGAUGGACACAGUGGAUUGCACUGAUAUGGAAUGGCAUCGUCUUCGUCGGUCUCGCGACCACAUACUUUCCAAAAUCCCACGCUCGCCUCGAAGGAAUGUCAAGAAGGCAGAUCCUUGCACGCAUUGACUACCUUGGAGCUAUAUUGUCCAUCGUUGGCAUCACGCUUUUCCUAGUCGCGCUGCAAUCUGGCGGUUACACGCAUCCAUGGAAGAGCGGCUACGUGCUGUCGCAGCUGAUCAUUGGCAUCCUCCUCAUCGUCGCCUGGGUGGUCUGGGAGGGCAAAUUUGCUCCGCACCCUAUGAUCCCUCGCGAGUUGUAUCAAGGACAGCGGAUCGUGGCACUUGCCUUCCUCGUCGCCUGCAUCGCCGGAUUCGACUUCUACUCCCUGAUCAAUUUCUUUCCCCUCGCAUUUUCGACCGUUUGGAGUACGGAUCCGGUGCAGGUCGGCUUGAAAGGCCUGGGCUACGGCAUCUCAACAACCGUAGGUGCCGUCUUUUGGAAUGCCAUGCUGUCGACGAAGUUGGAAGCAAGAUAUAUCCUCUUAAUUGCUUCCGUAUUGAUGACUGCUUUCACUGGCGCACUGGCCGCUACCACACCUGAGACCCCCAAGCUUGCCGUUGCUCUCGGUACGAUAGCUAGUUUCGGAGUUGGUGGUCUGCUAGUCCCCGCAGCCACUGUGGCUUUGAUCGUCGUCCCGGAUGCCUUGCUCGCGACCACCGCAGCACUGUCACUAUCCAUCCGCACCGUUGGCGGGUCCAUUGGUUUCACAAUUUACUACAACAUAUUCGUCAAUAAACUUACGAAGCAAUUACCCGAGCAAGUUGCCAAGUACGCCAUCGAAGCAGGAUUGCCGGCGGCGGAUGCCACGGAGUUCAUAACGACGUUUCUGACUGCUCCAGCGAAUAUUACCCAGGCGCCUGGCUUUUCAACAAAGGUCCUGGCCGGGGCCGAGCUGGGGACAAGGUGGGCAUAUGCCGAGUCCUUGAAAUGGGUUUGGAUCACCAGUAUCCCCUUUGGUGUUCUGGCCAUUAUUACCAGCUGCUUCAUCCCGAGUAUCAGGAAGUAUCAGACAAAUAGAGUCGCCGUUGCUUUGUGA